Messenger RNA from Parathielavia appendiculata, 1272 nucleotides. RefSeq names its product glycoside hydrolase family 76 protein. Lineage: Eukaryota; Fungi; Ascomycota; Sordariomycetes; Sordariales; Chaetomiaceae. Bases 1 to 1272 code for a protein of 423 amino acids. Gene Ontology annotation, molecular function: mannan endo-1,6-alpha-mannosidase activity. Gene Ontology annotation, biological process: carbohydrate catabolic process; fungal-type cell wall biogenesis. The transcript is spliced from 2 exons. The record is from RefSeq and is a predicted model, not a curated record.
AUGCAUUUCUUCAAGUCCGUCAAGCCGGCAGCUGCCGGCACAGCCCUCAUCGCUGCCUUGGCCCCCAAGGAGUUGAAUAUCAACGACCCAUCAUCGAUCCGUGGAGUGGCCAAGACCAUUGCAGCUGGGGCGAUGAGCUAUUAUUCCGGCACCGCCGAGAAGUUCGUCGACCUCCCCAAGCCGCACUACUGGUGGCAAGCCGGUGCGCUCAUGGGCUCCAUGCUAGAUUACAGUCACUACACGAAUGAUAGGUCCUACGACAAGCUCAUCUCCACGGCCCUGCUGGCUCAAGUAGGGCCCAACUUCGAUUACAUGCUUCCGUCCCAUUUUGGACAAGAAGGCAACGACGAUCAGGCGUUCUGGGGUUUCGCUGUCAUGUCGGCGGCCGAGAGGAACUUCCCGCACCCGGACGAGAACGUCCCGUCCUGGCUGCAGCUCGGCUCCAACAUCUGGAACUCACUAUCUUCGAGGUGGAACACGACGGCAUGCGGCGGCGGUCUUUUGUGGCAGAUCUUCGCCUCAAACCCCAACGGGCUGGACUACAAAAACACGGUCAGCAACGGCGGUCUCUUCCAGAUCUCGGCCCGGCUCGCUCGGGCAACCGGCAACAACACCUACUUGGAAUGGGCGGAGAAAGUGUGGGAUUGGACAGAAGCUGUCGGCUUGAUCGAUGCGGAUGGCAACGUCUAUGAUGGUGCCCAUGCGAGCCGCGACUGCAAGGACACCAAUCCCGUGACCUUCUCCUACAGUGCCGCCAUCUACCUGUACGGCGCAGCCGUCCUGGCCGACUACACAAAGGACCAAAAGUGGGUAGAGCGCACGGAGCGCAUCCUCGGGGCCGCACGCUCGUUCUUCAGCCCCUUCGACAACGCCACCAACAUCAUGUACGAGCACGCCUGCGAGCAGGUCUUUACGUGCAACCAAGACAUGCGCAGCUUCAAGGGCUAUUUCUCGCGCUUCGUCUACGCGGCCAGCCUGUUCGUUCCGUCCAUCCAGCCGGCGAUCGAGGAGUUGUGGCAUACCUCGGCGUUGGCUGCUGCCAAGGCUUGCUCGGGCGGCGCGAGUGGUACGCAGUGUGGACAGAAGUGGUACGUCGGCGGGUUUGACGGCAUGACAGGGCUGGGCGAGGAGAUGUGUGCUUUGGAGACCAUUCAGGGGCUGCUCGUUGGCCAGUCGAAGCCGCCUUUCAGGGGUGACGAGAUCACGACCGUCCGCACUUUUGCGGGGUCGUCUCCUGCCAAGCGGGGGAGAUUCGAUAUGCAGUUGGUGUGA